Molecule: messenger RNA, 3525 nt
Organism: Arctia plantaginis
Lineage: Eukaryota; Metazoa; Arthropoda; Insecta; Lepidoptera; Erebidae
Source: the annotation of a GenBank genome assembly
AUGAAUAGAAAUCGGUGUUGGAACCAAGAUAUGCGGGGUCGUUCUAGAGGGGGCUUUAACAGAGGUGGGCGCGGUAGUAACCGAGGAUGGUCAUGGAACCACGGCGGAUAUAACGGACCGAACCAGAGCUUCGGUGGUGGUAAUCGCUACAAAAAAGACUGCCAACCUCAAUCCAAACAUUGGAAAAACAAAGAAAAAUGGGUAAAGAGGGAUUCUCCUGGGAAGCGUUUGUCAGAGGAUCUCAUAGGUGUCACAGAAUACAUCAGUAGCCAUGAAGGAUUCAAUGGAAUAAUUAAAUCUAGGUAUUCAGAUUUCCAAGUAUCAGAAAUGAAUGAAAAGGGCGAGAUAGCUAAGCUGACAGACACCAAGCCUCCAAUGCGGCCAUCAGAUGAGGCUGUGGAUGACGACGAAGAUCUGCUCCUCAACAAGUAUAAUUUGGAAAUCUUGCCAAUGGAGACUUGGGAUAAAAUAAACUCCCUGGCUAUUAACACUGUCAGUGAAGAUGCUGAGAACCCCAAAGUUGAGAUAGAUAUGGAAGGAGUGACCAAGGAACAACGAACUAAAAUUCAUGAUGCCGUCAAGAAGGCCUUUGGGGACAGCAUUGUGGGCAGCACUGUUAACGUUGGUGACAAGAAGUUUAUGCGCUUUGAAAAAUAUAGGAAGGGAGUACGCAUAGACAACAGAGUGAAGUGGGUUUGGCCAGGCGAGUAUGUGUACUUCAUAGUACACAAAGAAAAUUGUGAUACCAUGGAUGCGGCAGCACGAAUUGCUGAAAGGAUCGGUGUACACCUGAAGCCCUCGACCAUCGGCUACGCAGGCACGAAGGACCGGCGCGCCAAGACGUCGCAGUGGUUCAGCGCCAAGCGCGUGGACCCAGCGCGCAUCGCAACCGCCUGUCGCUACCUCAGGGACAUACAUGUUGGGAACUUCAGCUUCGACGACACUAACCUGAAGCUCGGCAUGCUCAAAGGGAACAAAUUCCGUAUUGCACUCCGUAAUGUCACAGCUGACCAAGAGUCUGUGGACUCCGCGUGCCAAUAUCUUAAAGAUCAAGGUUUUAUUAACUAUUAUGGACUGCAGAGAUUCGGUUCUAGGAUCGACACGCCCACUUUCGAUAUUGGAUUGAAGUUGUUGCAGGGGAAAUUUAAAGAGGCUAUCGACGCGAUCCUGGAGCCGCGCGAGGGUCCGCUGGAGGAGGUGCUGCGCGUGAACGCGUCGCGCGGCGCCCUGGCGGCGAGCGCGCUGCUGCCGCGCCGCGCCGCGCACAGCGAGGCGCGCCUCAUCCGCGCCCUCGCCGCCGCGCCGCACGACCUGGUGGGCGCGCUCAGCAGGGUACCAGGGUACGUACCGACCCGCCGGUCUAGCCGCGAGCCGCGGGAGGUGCCGCGCCGCACGACCUGGUGGGCGCGCUCAGCAGGGUACGUACCGACCCGCCGGUCUAGCCGCGAGCCGCGGGAGGUGCCGCGCCGCACGACCUGGUGGGCGCGCUCAGCAGGGUACGUACCGACCCGCCGGUCUAGCCGCGAGCCGCGGGAGGUGCCGCGCCGCACGACCUGGUGGGCGCGCUCAGCAGGGUACGUACCGACCCGCCGGUCUAGCCGCGAGCCGCGGGAGGUGCCGCGCCGCACGACCUGGUGGGCGCGCUCAGCAGGGUACGUACCGACCCGCCGGUCUAGCCGCGAGCCGCGGGAGGUGCCGCGCCGCACGACCUGGUGGGCGCGCUCAGCAGGGUACGUACCGACCCGCCGGUCUAGCCGCGAGCCGCGGGAGGUGCCGCGCCGCACGACCUGGUGGGCGCGCUCAGCAGGGUACGUACCGACCCGCCGGUCUAGCCGCGAGCCGCGGGAGGUGCCGCGCCGCACGACCUGGUGGGCGCGCUCAGCAGGGUACGUACCGACCCGCCGGUCUAGCCGCGAGCCGCGGGAGGUGCCGCGCCGCACGACCUGGUGGGCGCGCUCAGCAGGGUACGUACCGACCCGCCGGUCUAGCCGCGAGCCGCGGGAGGUGCCGCGCCGCACGACCUGGUGGGCGCGCUCAGCAGGGUACGUACCGACCCGCCGGUCUAGCCGCGAGCCGCGGGAGGUGCCGCGCCGCACGACCUGGUGGGCGCGCUCAGCAGGGUACGUACCGACCCGCCGGUCUAGCCGCGAGCCGCGGGAGGUGCCGCGCCGCACGACCUGGUGGGCGCGCUCAGCAGGGUACGUACCGACCCGCCGGUCUAGCCGCGAGCCGCGGGAGGUGCCGCGCCGCACGACCUGGUGGGCGCGCUCAGCAGGGUACGUACCGACCCGCCGGUCUAGCCGCGAGCCGCGGGAGGUGCCGCGCCGCACGACCUGGUGGGCGCGCUCAGCAGGGUACGUACCGACCCGCCGGUCUAGCCGCGAGCCGCGGGAGGUGCCGCGCCGCACGACCUGGUGGGCGCGCUCAGCAGGGUACGUACCGACCCGCCGGUCUAGCCGCGAGCCGCGGGAGGUGAUGGGCGCGGGCGGGCUGCGGGAGCUGGCCCGCAACAUCCGCCUGCUGUACCUGCACUCGUACCAGUCGCUGGUGUGGAACCGCGCCGUGUCGGAGCGGAUCCGACGCUUCGGCCUCAAGCCCGUCGCCGGGGACUGCGUGCCGCUGCCCAACGUCGAGAUCAAAGAUUCUCUACACGGCGAUUCGGACUCUGAAGAUGGCGAAGGAGAAGACGACGCCACUCCUACUGCAUCCGACUCCACAUUAGAAUCUGAUACCAAACCAUCGGUGAAGAAUGAUAGUAAGAAGAAGCAAAAACAUGACCCUCACAAACCCCCCCUUCCCAUCAAGAUCCUGAGCCAGGAGGAUGUGGAUACCGGCAAAUAUAACGUGUUCAACAUUGUGUUACCGUUGCCCGGAGCCUUCGUGGCCUACCCUCCAAAUAUGAUCGACUUUUACGAGGAGGUGUUGACGAAAGAUGGCUUGAAAAUGGAUAUGAAACAUAAGUUGAAGAGCUACAACAUGUCGGGCGCGUACCGCCACAUGGUGGUGCGGCCGCUGGCGGUGAGCUGGCAGCACGUUCGCUACUCCGACCCCUUUGCCGACCUCAUCGCCUCCGACCUGGACGAGCUGGACAACCGCCCCAUCACCGGAAUUGUUGAAGAUGGUAAAUACAGAGCUCUUCUUUUGAAUAUGAUAUUACCAUCCAGUUGUUACGCGACCAUGGCUUUACGAGAAUUACUCAAAGUGGACACGUCUAGCGAUAACCAAGCUCUACAGAAUAACUAUCACAAGAGGAACAAGGCAGAUCAGAAAGAGUCCGAGAGUGAGACAGUAGAAACGACCGAGUCGACGAGUGAGACAGCCAAUGAAACUAGAUCAGAAGCUGCUGCAAUAACUAAGGAGGACUCAGAGGAUGUUCAAGCAACAAAUACAGAUGAAGAGGUUAAGGCAGAAGAAGAGAAUGAAAUGAGUGAAGUAGAAGAGAACGAUUCCGAGAAUAAUGGGGAGAAGAGGAAAUUAGAGGAUGGGUACGAGGAGAUGGUUAAAAAAGUAAAGACAGAGAAUUAA